Saccostrea echinata is the source of this 1580-nucleotide messenger RNA. RefSeq names its product telomerase Cajal body protein 1-like. Lineage: Eukaryota; Metazoa; Mollusca; Bivalvia; Ostreida; Ostreidae. The record is from RefSeq and is a predicted model, not a curated record. Gene Ontology annotation, biological process: Cajal body organization. The coding region runs from base 84 to 1565 and encodes 493 amino acids. The transcript has 11 exons. Gene Ontology annotation, cellular component: Cajal body. Gene Ontology annotation, molecular function: RNA binding; protein binding.
AAGAUUUUGAGAUUCUGAUAAAGAAAUAUAGUGGUGCUGUACUGGUAUAAAAUUUUUUAUUUGCCGCGUUCAAUGUACAAAUAAUGAAAGAAAUGGAGAAUAAAUGUGAAGCAGAGGAUACAUUGAGCAGUGACAAGGCAACCCAAGAGAGUUUGGAACCUGCAUUAUCUAACGUUACGUUCACAAGCGAGCUCAGUAAAGAUGACAAAAAUACAUCCAGUGGUCAUGAAAAUGUUGAUGAUGUACUUGUGGGGUUGGGAGAUGUUACCUCAAGUUUUGUAGCUGAAUCUUCUUGUGAUGCACCUCUCCUUACUUCUGAGAGUAUGGAUGUGGAAGUUAGCAAAAAUAUCAUUGGACUGAAACCCGCAAGUGAAUCUCAUAAUGUAAACACAGAAAGUGUAGAAAUUAAUUGUUUAAAUAAACAAAUUUCCACAUCAGUUCCUACAGAAAACACAGCUUCAAGUGACUGCCAAGGCUCCCUGAUCCAGAAGCAUACACUACUAACAAGGACAGAGUUUGACAGGGACCAGUAUCUUAGGGGAUGUAAAUGGUCUGUUGAUGGGAACAUGAUUUUGACAACAACCAGUGAUAACAAGUUUUACACAUACAACUUUGCACAGGAACAGAUUUGUACCAAACAAGGUUUUUCUGAACAUGGUGAAUGGAAGCCUACAACAGUUAUUAGUGAAACAGGAACUGUUUAUGACUAUUGUUGGUUUAAUCAGACCACAGAUCCAAGCUUUUUCCUGACCACCAGUAAGGACAAUCCAAUCCAUAACUGGGAUGCUAACACAGGACAGCUGGUGUCUUCCUACAGGGCAUACAAUCAAAUGGAUGAGCUGUCAGCAGCCUAUAGCCUGUGUUAUAGCUUGGAUGGGAGAAAGAUAUAUUGUGGCUUCAACAAGAUGAUACGCGUGUUUGACACUGACAGACCAGGGAGAGAAUGUGAGAGUAGACCAACAUAUGUUGGUAAAGUGGGAGGACAGUAUGGGAUAAUCUCCUGUCUGGCACCGAGUCCGCAGGGAGGAAUGUAUGCAGCAGGAUCAUAUUCCAGAAGCAUUGGACUGUACUAUGAGCCACAAGGAGAAGCAGUGUGUGUAUUUGAAGGACAACAAGGGGGAGUAACUCAUGUGGCAUUCUCCAGGGAUGGUACAAAGUUAUUCAGUGGAGGAAGAAAGGAUCCGGAGAUUUUAUGCUGGGAUUUGCGAAAUCCUGGACAAAUUCUAUUUGUGGCAGUAAGGAAAGUGGAAACAAACCAGAGGAUUUAUUUUGAUCAAGACAGCACAGGAAGAUACCUGAUCUCUGGUAACCAUGAUGGAAUGGUGACACUUUGGGACACACUUCAAAGUCCUGUCCAAGCACGACCAGACACAGACUUUGUACUACACUCCUGUCAACAGUUCAAAGCCCAUGAUGAUACAGUGAAUGGAAUCUGCUUUCAUCCAACACUGCCGGUGUUUGCUACCUCAUCUGGACAAAGGCACAGCCCUGUUCUUGAUGACGAGGAUUCUUUUUCAAAUGAAAUUCUUCAGGAAAACACUCUUAAACUGUGGUUGUAUAAAUAAAAUGUGUACAAGGAU